GGAGGAGCCGCGGCAGCCCUGAAAUGUGUCCCCCUCUGCCUCCUCUCCAGCGGCCAUGUUAACCACCAGGAAACCUUCUGCUGCUGGGGCUGCAGGAGCUGCCGCCGCCGCCGCUUGCUCAGCUGGCAGCAGGGGCGGAGGGGAGAGCGCUCGCCAGUUCCAGUCUUCCCCGGUGAUCGGGGCCGGAGGGGCCUCCCGGACGGGCGCUGGGACCGGGCCGCCGUCCCCCAUCGCUUUGCCGCCUCUCAAGCCCAGCAGCGCCGCCCACACGGUUGGUGGAAAUAAGCACACAAUGAAUGAGCACCUACAUGUUGCCAGCCAUGGGCAGAUUCAGGUUCAGCAGCUGUUUGAAGACACUAGCAACAAAAGGACGGUCCUGACAACGCAACCGAACGGGCUGACGACAGUCGCCAAAUCAGGAUUGCCGGUGGUGCAAGACAGACAGCUGGACAGUGCUCAUAGGCGGCAGGGGAGCUCCAGCUCUUUGAAGUCUAUGGAGGGGCCAGGGAAGGUGAAAGCCUGUCCUAUGACGCCAGAGCAAGCAAUGAAGCAAUACAUGCAAAAGUUAACCACCUUUGAGCAUCAUGAGGUCUUCAGUUACCCUGAAAUCUAUUUUUUGGGUCCAAAUGCAAAGAAGAGACAAGGUGUAAUUAGUGGUCCAAACAACAGUGGAUACGACGAUGACCAGGGGUCUUACGUACAAGUACCCCAUGAUCAUAUCUCGUAUAGAUACGAGGUCCUGAAGGUUAUCGGGAAGGGAAGUUUUGGGCAAGUGGUGAAGGCCUACGAUCACAAAAUGCAUCAGCAUGUGGCCCUGAAAAUGGUGAGGAACGAGAAGCGUUUUCACCGCCAAGCUGCAGAAGAAAUUAGAAUCCUGGAGCACCUAAAGAAACAGGAUAAGGAUAACAAUAUGAACGUGAUCCACAUGCUGGAAAACUUCACAUUCCGCAACCAUAUCUGUAUGACAUUUGAGUUGCUGAGCAUGAACCUUUAUGAGCUCAUAAAGAAAAACAAAUUUCAGGGCUUUAGCCUGCCAUUGGUUCGCAAGUUUGCCCACUCGAUUUUGCAGUGCUUGGAUGCUUUGCACAAGAACAGAAUCAUUCACUGUGACCUUAAGCCGGAGAACAUUCUGUUGAAACAACAGGGUCGGAGUGGUAUUAAAGUUAUUGAUUUUGGCUCCAGCUGUUAUGAGCACCAGCGUGUCUACACUUACAUCCAGUCACGUUUCUACCGUGCUCCAGAAGUCAUCCUUGGUGCUCGUUAUGGGAUGCCCAUAGACAUGUGGAGCCUCGGCUGCAUUCUUGCAGAGCUCUUAACAGGCUAUCCGCUCCUCCCAGGAGAAGACGAAGGAGACCAGUUGGCUUGUAUGAUCGAACUAUUGGGCAUGCCUUCCCAGAAACUAUUAGAUUCAUCCAAAAGAGCAAAAAAUUUUGUGAGCUCUAAGGGUUAUCCCCGAUACUGUACCAUUACUACCUUGUCAGAUGGUUCUGUAGUGCUCAAUGGUGGCCGUUCCCGGAGAGGAAAAUUGCGUGGCCCACCAGAGAGCAGAGAGUGGGGGAGCGCAUUAAAAGGAUGCGAUGAUCCCCUCUUCCUUGACUUCUUGAAACAGUGUUUGGAGUGGGAUCCUACUCUGCGCAUGACCCCUGGUCAGGCUUUACGGCAUCCCUGGCUAAGGAGACGCUUGCCAAAGCCUCCAACUGGGGAGAAGACAUCAGCGAAAAGAAUAACAGAAAGCACUGGUGCUAUCACGUCAAUUUCCAAGUUACCUCCAACUUCAAACUCAGCUUCAAAACUGCGGACUAAUCUGGCACAAAUGACAGAUGCCAAUGGGAAUAUUCAGCAAAGAACAGUGUUGCCAAAACUUGUUAGCUGAGUUUGAAUAAUCCGAUGCUGAUUUUGAAAACAACAACAAGAUAUAUUAUGUCACUGAGCCUUAUUCAUGUGAAAAAGUAGCUCAGAUUUCUAUUUUUAUUUGCUCAGUAACUUUAAACAUUUGUAUUUUUUCAGUACUCACUUUCAAUAUAUAAGAAAAGUUGGUUUUGAUUUUAUAAAAAUAACAUGGGGACAAUGCUUUAAGUUUUUACACUUUUUUUUAAUGAAAUGUUUUUUCUUAUAAACUACAGUUAGCCUUACUAUGGAAUUUGUGUGGCACAAUAAUAAGUGUCAGUGGCAGGCCACUGGUUAUGACCUAACCACCAUACAUUAUAUUUUGAUGGGGAGGGGGGUGUUAUGUCCCUUCCCCACUGCAUAGUUCAUACUGGCUUUUCCUUGGAGUGAAUAUUUAAUACUUUCCUAUUCCUGGUUUUAUUAUAGGAGUAGAUUCCAAUCCUGCAAACAUUUACUUGUAUUUUUCUUUGUUGAUCUAGAAAACAUUCAGGGGUACAAGUGAAGGUUGGCUGCAUCCAUAGUAUAGAUAAUUAACAGAUUUCCCCAUAAUACUUACUAUAAAUAUUUAUUAUAUGACAGUGAAAAAGUUGCAUCCAUAGAGGGUUUCCAUCAGACAUAUACCAGCCUCUGUACUUGCACUGGAUCCUACACAGUUGUUCCCUGUCAGGUGUCUAGAGAGAGAAAAUGGUAUUUUUGGGAAAGCAUGAAAUAUAUGCAAUACUUCCUUCCUUAUCACACUGAAAUCUAUUUAAUGCUUUAACAGAGUAACAUGGAUAAUUUAUAACUUAGCAUAUAAAAUUGUGCUAUUUGACAUAUUUAUGAACUUUAGCGAUCAAUCCUAUGCAUGUUUACUGAGAAGUCAGAGUCACUCUGUUUUGUGGAGCUUACUCCCAGGAAAAUGCACACAGAAUUGCUGCUUCAAAUGUACAAAAUGCCUUAGGCUACAAUUCUAUACACAUUUAAGAGUGGAGUAAGUCCCACUGAACCAGGGUGACCAUAUGCAAAGGAGGGUUAAAGCUACAGGAGCCCUGCCCUCUUUGUAUCAAUCCCGGGAUAAACCUUAGGUCUAGCUAAGGCCCCAUAAUACCUGACCAUUUGCUGGGGCUUAUGGAAGCUGCCUUCCCAAACAUCUGGAGGGCAGUUAACUGCAGCUUUAACUGUUGUGAUGAAGAGGGAAUUUCACCAGGUGCUGCAUACAUAGAAACAACACCUGCUGAAAUUCCCUUUUCUAUACAACUGUUAAAGAUACAGGAGCCCUGUCCUCCUUUCAAUAUGGUCACGCUACACUGAACUAAAUGGGACUUACAUCUGAGAACACAUGAUUAGGAUUGCACUGUUAGUUUUGUAGCAGGAUGUUUGUGUCUCAAUCAGAGGAGAGGAGAAGUGAAGUGAAAAGAUCAAUCACAUGGGAGGGGCUAGGUCAGAAGGACAGCACAUAUGGGAUACUAGGUCAGUAGUCACCAGAAGAAGGCAAGCAGUAAUUCACAAGUAACAAAGGCCCUGAAUGUGCCUCUCAGGAAGAUUGCAGUAGGUACAGAAAUGCAUUUUGGAUAUGAAUGCCGUGUAUGCUUACAGUAUGCACAGGAAUUUCCAUUUUCUAACGCUGUCAUACAUUUCAAAAGACGAAGUAUUUCAUAGGAGUGUUUUUCAGAGCUCCAUCUGACAAGCGUUUUAUUGCAUGCUCAUUACUGGACAUUCACGGAUUUUUCAUAGGUCCCUCACAUGACGUUGUCUGCCUUCUGCCCCUUCUAGCCUUCCUUGUGCCACAGAAAGUCGGAAAUAUUUUUAAAACUGGAAGUUGCUGCUCUCUCCUGCUGUGUGCAGGAGAAGCAGUGUGAUUAGAACGCCCGACUGAAUGGGCCUCGUGCUUGUUGUUUACUUCCUGUUUAACAGGAAGUAACUGAGCGACAAAACCAGGAGCGGAGAAGCCACAGUAGCCAGCAUUUUCCCCCAGAUGUGAUGGAGCUAUCAGUGUUCCCCAAAUUUCCAGUUUUUCCAUUGGAAAAACUGAACAACACCAAAAAGUUCUGAAUUGUUUUCCUAUUUCCCCCACCCCCCACCUUUGACAUCUCUACUCCAGGGCUUUUCUGAAAACUCUGAAUACAAGGGUAGACCUGCAUUGCUCUCACUGUCUAUCUAUACAGCAUGGUGUUAGUCAAGGUCUAACAGUUUCAGGGCUGUGACAUUGCAAAGCUGACUCAUCAGUUUGGGACCUCAGCUAGACUUAUCUGCUGCUGCUUUUCCUGUCUCCCCAGCUCUUAGGUCCAUUGAUGCAGGCAGCAAAGAUGCUCUGAUAGUAGUUUCUCUCUCCCUUCCACCAGGUUCUGUAAGGCCCAUGGCUACCUCCGACUGGAUCACUUAGGCCACAAGCCUGUACAUCUUUGGACAGAAAAAAAGUCUUAUAACUCCCAGCAUGCCCCAACCAGCCUUGCUGGCUUUUACUUGCUGAGAGUUGUAAGACAUUUUUCUGUCUAAACAUACAUAGGAUUGUGCCCUUAGAGACUCAAAACAGUUCAGUUUAGCAUAUGCUACUCUUUUUACAGGCUGUGAAUAACUACUGGGGCCACAGCUAGACCUAAGGUUUAUCCUGGGAUCAUCCAGGGUUUGCCCCUGCUUGAGCACUGGAUCCCCUGUGUGUCACCUAGAAGAACAGGUUUAACCUCUGGAUAAUCCAGGGAUAAACCUUAGGUCUAGCUAUGGCCUGGGUUGCAUCAAAUGAGGUACGACUGUAAUUUAGCCAUUGCAGGAUUAAACCAGGGGUAGGAAACCCUUACCCUCCAGAUGUUUUUUACUCAAAAUCCUAGGCCUUAGCUAGACCUAAGGUUUAUCCCAGGGUCGUCCCUGCCUGCUCCCGGGAUCCCCUGUGUGUCAUUUACAUGAACAGGGAUGACCCCGGGACAAUCCCGGGAUAAACCUUAGGUCUAGUUUAGGCCCCAUAAUACCUGACCAUUUGCUGGGGCUUAUGGAAGCUGCCUUCCCAAACAUCUGGAGGGCACCACAUUGCCUAGCCCUGGUAUACAUGUGUGCUUAAUUCAGUUUUAUCCCAUUGAAUUUGUGGACUCUGUACUUAAAACUGAAAUUCAGAUAUGUUAAGGGAUGGACAAAAUGUUUUGGGGUUUUUCCAGAAACAAUAACGAGCUACUGGAUUAUUUCUGAAUAGGGGACUCCUUGCCAAGACUGAGGUAAGGCCCAAUGUAUUGGCUUGGCUUGGUUAAGUCAUCAAUCCACAUUAAAAUUGCAAAACUUGGCUCAGAACUAGGGCAGCCCAACAUGGUGUGAUGUGUGUGUGUUUGUGAGAUGUUUGUGUGGUUCUGCCACAAGCCUGGAGAGAUGAACUCCAAAAUGUAUUUUGUUAACAUUUUUGAUAGCAUCGCUAAAUAUGAACAAACUGUUCUUCAAAAAUGUUCCAGUAUCCAAACCAGGAUGCAAGAUCAUGUGUAUAAAAAAAGAAACGUGGGAAGAUGAAUGAAAGCAGUUGGAAGCAUGAUACUCUAAAGUUUGAUGUGAGUAAAGACAAAGUCAUGCAAAGCAAAAUGUUUUAUGCUGAAUAUUUAAGGUGCAAUCCUAUGCAUGUUUAGACAGGAAAAACAAACCAGACUAGCUGGAGCAUGCUGGAAAUUGUAGGACUUUUUUCUGUCUAAACGUGCAUAGGAUUGCAUCCUUAACCAAUCAAGCCAUUGACAUACACAUUUGGGUUGCUUUGGUCUCUCCUGAUUUUUUCUAUCUAAGUGUGCUUGAAAGUGCUUAGCAGCCUUUGCAUUGUGUGUUAAGAAGAAUUGCCUGGUUUGAACCUGUAUCUUCCAGACCUUGUACAAAUUUCAGUGUUUACUUUGGGCAGUAUUUAGUGUUGUCACAGCAGUAGCGCUGACAUUGUGCUAGUGCAAACCAACACUAGGGCAACGUCAUUUGCGAGGCAAAGGGGAAAAGCAAACGGCACCACUGAAAUUGGGUGGCAAAUCACUGCUUUUUUCUCUUUGGCCUAGCAAGAGCUAAUGACAUUGCACAAAUAUUGGUAUGUUCUGACAGCAUUGGAUAUUACCCUUUAUUUUUUUCUGAGACAGUCUCAGGCACAUUCCACCAAGACAUUCUCCUGAGUACACCCUAUUAAAGUAAAUACGACCUGUGCAAGAUUACUGCUUGUGUUCAUUCAUUUCGAUGGAGCUUGCACUGGAGAACUUCCUGGUAGAUUUGGCCUGUGUGAUGGAUUAUGACCUCACUGAUAUAUCUCACCUUCAGAUCAAUACAGCCUUCUGAGACUAACAUUAUUUAUCUCUUCCUAUAAACCAUAUUGGAGGUCAGUUUUUUAAAAUGAAACUCUAAAAAGCAAUAUACUAUAUAAAAAUUAGGGCUGGGCUAUAUAUUAUAAAUGUUGCAAGAUAGGUCUUUAAGCACCACUGUAUGCACAUCUGGAAAGCCUGGGCCAAUCAGGUUUUCCAGAUGUGUACAGGAGUAUUUAAAUAUGUGUGCUCAUGCAUAUUUUAUUUCUACAUUUUACAACAAAUAUUUGUUGCUGAAAACACCAGCUUAACACCAAUGUUUCCUGCAGCAGCUGUAUAGCACUGCCAUUAGAAUCUGAAGGUAUUACUUGAAUAUUUAAGGAGAUAUCUAUGAGAUAUUCUAGUAAUCAGUGGAGUGGCAUUUAUUUUUCUUAUGUUCUUCCUUAUGAGGGAUGUUCCAGAUUUAGCAAAGACCUUGUCCAAGUGUUGAGUGGUACAAACGAAUGCUUUUUUUAAAAAAAAAAGGUUGGCCAACAAAUGAAAAUGUGGGCAAACUUUAACUCCUUUACAAGCCUGGUAUACUUGAGAAGCUUGUAUGGGGAUGGGGGAAUCAAAAGACAGUUUCAGUUUUGUGUAAUUUGUUUGUGAUGAUUGUUAAUGAAAACCUUGAAGGAAAGAGCUGACAUUUAUGUAGAUUUUUCAGUUUUAUCUGCAUGGUCAUUUUCAAGGAAGGAAACCUUAGGCCUGUUCACUUCUUUCUUCUGUCACAGAAAGACCUUAGGUUUUGAUCAGAUAAAUGCCAGAAUCAAAUAAAGGUAAUGGAGCCUGGUUCACUUUUUAUUCUCUUUGCAUGGAGAAAAAGAGCCAAAACCAGGUUAUGAUUUCUCCCCCCAAAUUAGCAGGUGAAAAGAAUAUAAUUCAGAUAAAUUGUGUCCUGCACUGAAAGGUUGUUUUUCAAAUGCAAAAUCAAUGUCACAUACGCAGCAAUCAUGAUAUUAGUGAGGAGUUUUAAAGUGUCUCAGGCUUAAGUUAAAAUGAUUGUGGAUGCUAGAGUAAUGAGAGAUUUGGUUUGGUUUCAGCCAGCUUCAAUUAUAAUGUUCACAACUUUGUUGAUAUGCACAAAUAUAAUUAUAUUAAUUGUAAAAAUGUCUUUAAUUACUUAAAGCAUGGUCCCCAGAGAAGCCAAGAAAGUUUCCGGUCAAUUUCUUUUUUAAAAAAAAAUUCGGAUAUUUCAUUUUUCUAGAAAAAAAAGGAAAACAUGUUUUUUUAAUUAUAAGUUUUGGACAUAAUUUUUUUAAAAAAUGAUGAAUUCUCAGGAAAAAAAACAGAACCCUGCUUGCCAACCACCCCCACCCCACAAAAAACAAAAUUGCUGAAGAAGAGACCCCACCUCACCCCACACAAGUAAUUUGUGGCGAAAAGAGGAUGUCUGUUAAUGGUUUAGCAACUUUAAUUAUUGGAUAAUAUUUAAAUUCCCAUGUUUGCAAAUGUAACUACUUGUCCCCAAAUGACACUACAUUAUUUAUAGUAUUAAAUGUACACCAUUCUAUAGUGUGUGGCUAUGCAAUAUUCCUUGUUGUGUGUGUGUGACAGUAAAAGUGGCUUUGGGAUUAAACUAUCCAUAGUUUAUCUUGAUAAUUAGUUGUUCACGAUGGCUCUGAUCCUGAUCUCCAUGGGCCCACCAGUGCUCGAAUGGAGUUCCUGUGUGUGCGCAGCAUUCCCCAUUCACUGAAAUGCUAGGCCGUGUACAAACACAAAGGUUAUAUGGGGAGACCUGCAUCCUCCCUGGAAGUGAAUGAGGAAGCCAUUGCAUUCAUGGGAGUUUUACAUGCACAGGAAUGCACCUGCAUGCACCAGGUGCUCUGGAUGGAGCUGCAAUUUAUUCCCCCACCCCCAAGAAUUCAUUGCAUUAAAAAAAUUGAUGAUGAAGUUUUUAACACAAUUUCAAAGAUGUAAACAUAAAGUUAAAUGGAAAAGAUUCAUAGAUCAUUCAUGACUAAAACCACUGAUUCUUUCUU
Molecule: messenger RNA, 8122 nt
Organism: Elgaria multicarinata webbii
Lineage: Eukaryota; Metazoa; Chordata; Lepidosauria; Squamata; Anguidae
Gene: DYRK2
Product: dual specificity tyrosine phosphorylation regulated kinase 2
Exons: 3
Coding region: 56-1873 (605 amino acids)
Biological process (GO): peptidyl-threonine phosphorylation; peptidyl-serine phosphorylation
Cellular component (GO): nucleus; cytoplasm; cytoskeleton
Molecular function (GO): protein serine/threonine kinase activity; protein serine/threonine/tyrosine kinase activity; ATP binding
Source: RefSeq, a predicted model, not a curated record